Dreissena polymorpha is the source of this 7109-nucleotide messenger RNA. RefSeq names its product ceramide glucosyltransferase-like. The transcript has 9 exons. Lineage: Eukaryota; Metazoa; Mollusca; Bivalvia; Myida; Dreissenidae. Gene Ontology annotation, cellular component: membrane. Gene Ontology annotation, molecular function: ceramide glucosyltransferase activity. The record is from RefSeq and is a predicted model, not a curated record. Bases 118 to 1308 code for a protein of 396 amino acids. Gene Ontology annotation, biological process: glucosylceramide biosynthetic process.
UUUAAAUUUGCUAUCAGGUCAAUGAGCGUCUGAGAGACUCGUAGAUCGAGCAUUGAUUAACCGGCUGGGAGUCUGUGUGAAAAAGAAAAGGCUGUGAAAAAAAUAUCGAAAUGGAAGAUGGAAUCACUGGAUUUAUUUCUUUUUGGACUCGCAAUAUUUAUAUUUUCAGGAUGGUGCUUUAACACAUUUAUUCAUCUUCUCUCAAUUUUCUACGCAAAAUGGAAACUUCACAAACAGCACUCCGAGACAGAGACGAAAGAUCUGCCAGGCAUAUCCAUCCUAAAACCUCUAGUCGGUAUCGACCCGAACCUUUUUGAGAAUCUAGAAAGUUUCUUCACAAUGAAAUACCCCAGCUUUGAGCUCCUGUUCUGCAUACAAGAUGAAAUGGACGCCUCCCGUAUGAUUGUCCAGAGUCUGAUCAACAAGUACCCCGCUGUCGACGCAAAGAUGUUUCUAGGAGGAAAAAAUGUUGGCAUCAACCCUAAAGUGAACAACAUAGCCAUUGGAUAUGAGGCAGCAAAAUAUGAUCUCAUUCUAAUAUCUGACAGCGGAAUCAAAAUGAGUGAGGACACAUUGGUUGACAUGGCCACCCACAUGACCCAGAAGGUGGGCCUUGUACAUCAGAUGCCAUACGCUUGCCCUCGUAGGGGGCUGCAUUCCAGCUUUGAAAAGGUGUACUUUGGUAGCCAGCAUGCGAAGAUGUACCUGUCCGCUGACAUACUGCGCAUCAACUGCGCAACGGGGAUGUCGUGCCUCAUGCGCAAGGCCGUUCUGGACGAGGCAGGUGGCAUGAAGGAGUUCGGACAGUAUCUGGCCGAGGAUUUCUUUAUGGCGCAAGCCUUUAUCGAUAGGGGAUGGCGAGUUAAGAUGUGUUCCCGUUUGGCCCAGCAGAACUCUGGUACUUACUCAAUCACUCACCUACAACAGCGCCUGUGCAGGUGGAUGAAGUUGCGCAAUGCGAUGGUUCCGGCCACCAUUUUUUGGGAGCCCAUCUCCCUGUGUUUCACGCUGGGACUCAUGAACGCCUGGGCGGUGAGCUACAUGUUGGACCUUAGUCCGAUGUCUUACCUGCUGGUCCAUACUCUUCUGUGGUUCCUCUUGGAUUACACCUUGAUUAAAGUGCUUGAGAAUGGAGCAGUGCCCUUCUCAAAGAUCGAUUUUCUCGUGUGUUGGUGCCUGAACGAGUUCAGUUACCCGUUUCUAAUACUCCAGUCGCACUGGGACCCAAAAAUCCAUUGGCGUGGGCGAAACUUCAAACUGAAAUGGGGCGGAGUGGUGGAGGAGUUGUAUACAAAACAAACUGUGUGAUAACUAGUCAAAGUUUCUUUUUUUCUAUUACUUCAUAUUCAUCUGUAAAAUGUUUUCAUCAUCAGCGUCCUCGCUCAUUCCCAGUUGUCUUACACUUAUUUUUAUUGCUGGUGAUUUUUUUUAAUGAGCCUCGCUCUGGGAAAACAGGGCUGAAUGCAUAUGAGUAAAGUUUAGUGUUAAACAUUAAACAGCAAUCAUCCCUUAAGCAGCUAUUUGUGUAAGAAAUACUUUAAAUAGUAGCCAGGCUACAGCAUAUAGCAUAUGUGUUCCUAUGUUACUGAUCAUUUAGCCAGUCUACAACAUAUAGCAUAUGUGUUCCUAUGAUACUGAUCUUGUAUCAUGUAGCACACAUGCUUAUGGGUAAAAUCGAAUCUCACUUUGUAUGCGCAUGUUUUUAAAAUAAGAUAGAUGAAACAUGCCACAUAAAUACGGAAACUUUGCUGCAAAUGAUUGUGGUUCAUGUUCAUUGCAUUGUUUAUUGACUUAUAUUCCAGAUUUUUAAAAUUUCCACAUUAUGUUUUAUUAUGUUCAUUAAUUCACCAAGAUCUACUUUCAUGCAUAUUUGAGCUCCAUCAUACGACAAUGGCACUGGAGAAUUGGAAAAUCAUGUCUGGAGCUACCCUUGUCUUCUAAUGAGACCAUGAAACCUUGCGGACAAAAUGAAUUUACAGAGAUAUGGCUGCCUAUGGAAUAAGACCGAUUUUCGCAUGAUGCAGCUCAUUUUGUGUUUUGAUGUUGUUGCGUUUAUAAGAGGAUCAGUCAGGCAUGCAAUACUAUUGUAAUUCAGUAGUAUUUAUGAUAUAUUUCCUUAGAAAAUGUCUCCAUGCAUAAUCUGGUCAAACAUUGCAUUUUUUUAGCAUUGGAAUAAAUGCUACCUUCCAUUGAAGACUCAUUUAACAUACUUUGUUUUUCUGUUUCAUUAAAUUAUUUGUUUUUAAAUAAUAUUUAAGACCAUUAUCUCUUUGGUGUAUGUUUCAAUAUAAGUUGGCCUAUUUGUUUUCCACUGCAUGGGAACAAUUGUCCAUUUCAAAUGAGGCUUUAUAUUGCUUAACAUGUUUUGAACUUUGAACUCUUAUUAAUAUAUGCAUUUGUCCUGGGUUUAUAUUUUUUAUGCCCCCGGAUCGAAUGAUCGGGGGUAUAUUGUUUUUGGCCUGUCUGUCUGCCUGUCAUUGUAUGUGUGUGUCUGUCCCAAAAAUUUAACCUUGCGCAUAAAAUUAAAACUCUUGGGUUUAUGUUCUUUAAACUUUACAUGUGCAUGCAUCUCUUUGAGAUCUACAAACAAACAUGGUUUGAGGUCACUAGGUCAAAGGUCAAGGUUACUGUGACCUUUACAUUCAAAAUAUAACUUUGUUUCUAAAAUAACUGCCGUGUGGGUUCAAAGCGCAGUAGGGGGAAUUGUUUUUCACAAUCACAGCUCUUGUUCAUUAUGUUUUUAUCAUGUUUUAUCAAUCAUCAGGUGAUAUUUUUCACUUUUGUAUUUUUGUAACCAUGGUAACAAACAAAACUGUCCCACCACUAGCUAUUCUGUACCUACUGUUGUGCAUGACUUGCAGUAACUAUGGUAACCAUUCAUUUACAUGUUCGUAGCUGAGAGUUUCACAAAAUUUCCAAAAAAUGGUGACAAAUAAAAAGGUGUGGCAAGAAAUAUGUGUUACGAAAUACUGAAGUUUGAACAAGGUUUGUAUUAUAUGACAUAAAUAAUGAGUAACAGAACACACUUGGAAGUAAUUUAUGAUAAAAUUUACAUCAAUUGUUAUAAUAAUAUUUAAGCAUAAAUAACAACUAUUAUACAUUUUAUACAAAAAGUAAACUUGCCCUUAAAUUGUUGUUAGUAUAUAAUAUUCCAUGAUAUUUUCAAAAAGAAUAUUUUCAAAAAGAAGGUUGAAAAAUAUUUGCUAUCGCAAUGACUACAACAGAAGACUGGCUUUGGUGGUUGAUGAUUUGUUUUGUACACCAACAUUUGUAUAAGAACCAAUUCAAUGCAACGUUAGGUUGACAUUUCACAUUGUCACGUAUGAAUUAAUAUUUAAGGAUGCAUAAUUUAUACAUAAAUGCAUGUAUAGUGUUUCAACUCGUAUAAAAAAUGUGUGUGUAGUACAUGUAUGAUAUAUGCUUAUUUGAAUGAAAAAUGUGUGUCAUAAAUUGUGUUAGAGAUUGAAAAUUUUAUUUACACAUAUUUUUUUUUUAGAGUGCAAUUAAUAACAAACGCAAAUAGUCAUAGUCAAUUGUGAACUUGCCAUUGAGUUUCAAAAUGUAUGAAAAACUGAGAAAGUUUAUUUUAGGUUUACUUUCAGUGUUUUGAAUAUUAUUUAACAAGUGUUGCGAUGUAUCUUGUUACCACGUAACGGUAUAUGUGUUAUAUUUUAAACUGAUUUUUACAAUGGUGCUUAAAUUUAAUUGUUUUAAGUUAAGUUUUAUGUUGUUCACAUUUUUACAUAGUUUUUCUUUAAGUGUUGCCUCUUAUGUUGUAAAGCAGAACUCCAUUUUAAGUUGAUCAAUUUAAGUUUUUUAAUUUAAUUCUUAAGUUUAAGAAUUUUUGAUAAUUAUUUUGUAUUUCUUACGGAGUAUGAUAACAAUGAUUUUACCAAACGUUAGUAGUCAAUAUUGGGUAAAAGCAGAUAUCUAAUAUAUGAGCUUCGCUCUGUGAAAAGGGGGUUUAAUGCAUGUGUGAAAAGUGUCUUCCCUGAGUAGCCUCUGCAGUUCACACAGGCUAAUCAGGGACGAAACUUUCUGCUUUUAUUAGCUUUUUCGUUUACAGGAAGACCAUUCUUGAUGAAAAUCCAGUUAAUGCGAAAAGUUUUGUACCAUUGCGGACUGCACAGGCUAAUCUGUGACAACACUUUACGUACAUGCAUUUAACCCCCUUUUCACAGAGCAACCCUCAUGUAUAAACUGAAUACAAAGUCCUUUGUCAAAUCUACUAGUUAUGCUGUGUGUACAAUUAUUGUAGUGUUUUCUGUGGCUGCUGUUUUCGAGACCACAGUUUAUUUAUAUAAGACCUAAACUAGUAAAUAGUAUCUUAUUGUGUAUGGUUGCAAGUGUAAUUUAUUAAUAGUUAUUCAUAUAUUAUUCUAUUCCUAUUAUGUUUUACAGUGUCUUAAUAGUUGGUUGAAGUCUUAUUUACUGUGUAUUUAAAUAUUAGUUUAUAUAAUUUUAUACAUGUGCAUGUAAGAUGUAUACCUGUAUGAUUUUCAUAUUUUAAUGUACCUGUGUUCAAUUUUAUAUAACCUUUAAACUCAAAUAAUAGAUUGCUGCUGCCAUUGAAAUUAAUGUCUAAUUUAAUGCAAACACUCAAAAAAAAAACAUUUCAAUUAACAUUAUGUUAACUAUUCCAUCAUUUAUGGAAAAAUUGGUAUUUUGAAAAUUCUCAUCGGUUGUGCCUGUAUGUUUUUCAUGUACUUUGAAAUAUAAUUUUGUUUCAUUACUUUUGGUUUGUAUUCAUACUGAACUUUAUGUAAUAUGUUUUGCAUUUAUUUUUUGCAUUAACAUUGAAAAGAAAUUUGAUUUCAUUACCUUUGUAUUCAUACUUAAAUUGCUUCAACAUGCUUUGCCCUUGUCUGGUGAAGUUUCUAACGGGUGGAACAGAGAAAUCUUUUGGCCAGUUGAUACCUUGUACAGCGAAACAUUCAGAGAUAUUGAUUCUUCAUGAAUUCAGAUUCAGAAUGAGACUGAACGACAAUUUGCCAUGUGUGGUAAAACUGCAAUCAAUGAUGUGUAUAUACAAUAGUAUAUAAUGUGGCUCAACCUCUUACAACUCAGAUACAAACUUUGAGAGGUUAGAAAUACCUUAGAAAUUCAAAAGUAAUUAAACAUCUAUCUUAUUAGAUUCCAGAUUUAAAGCCUUCAUUUCCAACUGAAAGAUACUGAUGAGCAGCAAACAGAAUAAAACCUAAGACACCUGAGUAGUUCUCACAGGCUGUUAGGGUUUGAAGCUGGUUGCAUAUAGCCAUUUUCACUUUGCUUCUCAGUGAAAAAGUGACACAAUCUUUUACAAGACUAUCUUCAUGCAAGUCUGAGCUUCUGGACUAGGUUAGGAAUUUGAUUUCAAAACUUUAUCAUUAAGUCAAUAAUUAAUUCGGAAGUGUGUCAUUGGAGUUUCAUUUUCCUGUAAUCAGUAUUUACUUGAUUGAAUUAACCAGUUUGAUGUAAUAAAAUGAAUUACUAGUAUCUUAUACUGAAUGUGAUUCAUACUUUAAUGUUUAUUACCAAUAUUUCAUGUGUUAUGAACUUUUUCAGCUGUGUUCAGGUGUCUUUAAUCUGGGUUUUUUUCUUAACAAUUAUGUUACUUGAGUUUUUCUACAUCUUUGUAUUGGUCAUGAUAAUUAUAUUGCAUUGCAUAAUUAGUGUUGUGAAGUAUACUUAAUUAAGAAAUAUGAAAAAAAAAUCAUAGAAUCUUUGUUACACACAACGUGUUACAUGUAUGUGUGUUAUUUUAUUGUAUUGUAAAAUCAUGUUGACAGUUCUGCAAUAAUUAAUUUAAAAAGCCAAUCUGUUUUUAUCAUAAUGUAGCAGUAAACAAAACCCUUGGAUACAAUUAUGUAUGUAAAUUGCUCAACCAUGAGGUGUUACAGGAAGAAAUACCAGAAAGGCCUCUUGAUGUUUGGCAUGUGACCCCCUUUGCAUGCUGCAUGAUGUUCUGCCUAGUGGUUGAACGCUUCACUGACAAGGUUCUGCGGUUGAAUGUGCAGAUAUUGAAAACACAAGCAAUAUGAUUCUUUAUUUGUUGCAAUAAAUUAUUGGGCAACAGUGUAAUUUUCCAUUUGUUGCAAUAAAUUAUUUUGAAACAGUGUUGAAUUAGCCAGUAAUUUUUUUUCUUAGUAUGUUGUACUGUUAUUUUUGGAACAAAAUCAAUUUCAUUGGGUCGUUGGUUGAAAGUUAAUAUCCCAAACUAUUGGUGAUAUGCUGUGAAGUAAUGUUAACAAUAUGUUGUGUCAUCAAAACCAGAAAUGCAUUGAAAUAUGUAUUGAAAACAUAUUAUAAAUAUUUACUUUAGUAAGUGAAAUUUGUGUCUGAUAAUUGAUGGUUAUACAAAUUCAUCAGCCAUAGUUUCUGUUGUGUGCUUUAAGCAUUAAUAGUAAUGCUUUUUUGUUAUGGCUUUUUCUUUUUAAUGCAAUUAUGUUAGUUUUUAAAAAUCAUACCACUUUUGGUAUUCAAUUCAAAUAUGUUAUGUUCUGUAAGAGAUUUGUUCACAAUUUUGCACUACAACAAUUUAAAAACAAAUUUUUAUAGAUUCAAAAAAGAAAAAUAUUGAAAAUAUAAUUAUGUUUUCUAUUGAUAACCAUCAAUCAUAAUUGGAAAAAUAAUACAGCCUUUGAAAAGCUUUUAAUUGACAAUUAAUUAAAAUCAUGUAUUUCCAGACUACUGACCAAACUCAAAGGCCUGCAUGUUUUAGUGGAAGGGCGCAAGGGUUUGUUACUAUAUGUAUGAGUUCGAGCCCAAGCACAGGCACCUUUUUUUUGUUAUUGUAUUUUUUUGAAGACAUUUAAAAUACUACAUUUUUGUUAAUAAUUUAAUAACAUUGCAAUAAAUGCAAAAAUCAGUGCACAAGUAUCUUUAAUAGUUUUUUUAAUUUUUGCAAUAAAUUAUAUGACAACAGUGUUGAAGUAUUAAGCAUAACAUGUAUCUUUUUAAAUGUUGUACUUUUAUUUUGGAACAAAACCAAUGUUGUGGGGUAGUUGAUUUUAAUUUAUUAAAAAAACAAUUGAUGAUAUGCUGUGAAGUAAUGUUCAAGCAACAUGUCUUUUUGGUGGAGUUGAUAUGCUGAAAUUUUGAAGAAAUAAAGAAUACAGAUAUAAAAAAUA